AUGGCGCUGCCCGGCUCCCCGCAGGCCCACCCUUGGAGCCUGGAGCCUCCCGCUCCCACAGCUGCAAUCUGUUUGCCCUCUGGACCUCGGGAGCAGGAGGGUGCCCGGAGCCCGGGGGCGUCCGCCGGACUGCCGCUCGAGAAAGUGAAGCGGCCCAUGAAUGCCUUCAUGGUGUGGAGCUCUGUUCAGCGCCGCCAGAUGGCGCAGCAGAACCCCAAGAUGCACAACUCUGAGAUCUCGAAGCGCCUGGGCGCGCAGUGGAAGCAGUUGGGCGACGAGGAGAAGCGGCCCUUCGUGGAGGAGGCCAAGCGCCUGCGCGCCCGCCACCUGCGCGACUACCCUGACUACAAGUACCGGCCCCGGCGCAAGACCAAGAGUUCCGGCACCGGCUCUACACACUUCAACCCGGGAACAAGCGGCUUGGCCUGUGGGGGCCCGCACUGGGGGCCGGGAUACACAGCCACCCAAGGGAGUAGAGGCUUUGGGUACCAGCCCCCCAACUACUCGACAGCCUACCUGCCUACCAGUUACGCCUCUUCCCACUGUAGACCGGAGACUCCCUCACCAUGCUCCCUCCCUCCGAGUGAUCCUAGGCUCCAGGGGGAGCUGAUACCCCCUUUUCCCCCCUACCUACCCCCAGGUUCUCCCACUCCAUACAACACUCCCCUUGCUGGUGCCCCCAUGCCACUAACACACCUUUAACUGGCAGGGACUUGGGCUUCCUGGUAAGGGCCAUAGCCUUCCUCAUCCAGGACCAACCCCAUAGCCCCAGGCAGAGCCGGUCCUUUCCAGUGUUGGACCACAGCCAGAGGCCUAUAGACCUACAGAUACAGAAUGCACAAAA
Messenger RNA from Nannospalax galili (Upper Galilee mountains blind mole rat), 844 nucleotides. RefSeq names its product SRY-box transcription factor 15 (gene Sox15). The coding region runs from base 1 to 702 and encodes 233 amino acids. Gene Ontology annotation, biological process: anatomical structure morphogenesis; cell differentiation; negative regulation of transcription by RNA polymerase II. Gene Ontology annotation, molecular function: DNA-binding transcription factor activity, RNA polymerase II-specific; RNA polymerase II cis-regulatory region sequence-specific DNA binding. Lineage: Eukaryota; Metazoa; Chordata; Mammalia; Rodentia; Spalacidae. The transcript has 2 exons. The record is from RefSeq and is a predicted model, not a curated record.